AUGUCCAUACAACACUUUGGCAAGGGCGCGCUUCGCGUGGCCAAGAAUUAUACCAAGGGCUACUCUGAUGUCCAGGCCAAGGUUCGUGAGGCCACCUCGAACGACCCGUGGGGCCCCUCGGGAACGCAGAUGAAUGAGAUAGCCCAAAUGUCGUACAAUCAGAAUGAUUUCGUCGAAAUCAUGGAGAUGAUCGACAAGAGGUUGAAUGACAAGGGAAAGAACUGGCGCCACGUCUUCAAGUCCUUAACCGUCCUCGAUUACCUUCUCCAUGCUGGCUCAGAGAAUGUCGUCAUCUACUUCAGGGAUAAUAUCUACAUUAUCAAGACACUCAAGGAAUUCCAAUAUGUGGACGAAUACGGAAAGGACCAAGGCGCCAACGUCCGACAAAAGGCCAAAGAUAUCACCAACCUCCUCACUGACGAAGGCAGGCUACGUCAAGAACGUCGUUCACGGGCUAGCAUGCGCGACCGUAUGCUCGGUGCUCCCGGCGAUGACGACGGCCUCGAGGGUGACGAGAACUCGAGGCGGCGGGCACACAGUAACCCUCCUGCAAGAAAGCGAGACGAAGACGAGCUUACGAAAGCUAUCGAGGCGAGCAAGCGAAGCUUGGCGGAGGAGCAGGCGAGAGGUGCUGAAGACCGGGACUUGGCGGAGGCGAUGAGGCUCAGUAAGGAGGAAGAGGAGAGGAGGGCCAGGGCCGCUCAAGACAGUGGUCCAUUAUUCGAUGACCAGCAGAAUGACUUGUACGUCUUGUUGGGAAACCAAAACCUGCUCGUGGACCCUAAUCCCAUACCACAAUUCCAGACAGGGCUUCAGCCUCAAUUCACUGCAAUCCAGCCCCAGUUUACAUCGUUUAAUCCAUACCAGCAGCAGGCGCAACAGGAGGCAAUGCAGGCCGAGUACUUGCGCCAACAGCAAGAGUGGCUUGCACAGCAGCAACAAUUGCAGGCUCAGGCCCAGGCGGCUCAGAUGGCCCAACAACAGCAAGAGGAGCUCAUGCGCCAGCAACAAUACCUCAUGAUGCAGCAACAGCAACAACAGCAAAUGCAGCCUCUUGUGCCACAGCCUACUGCGUUCGGCUCGAACAACCCAUUUGCUGCCUUCGGUUCUCCCCCGCCUAUGCCAAGCAACGCAUCCUCUCCAGGCCCCGGCGCGGCCCCCAACCCCGUCAACUUCAAUCUCGGUUCGACAUACGAGAAUCACAAUACAGGCGCCAACCUUUCGAACAACGAACUGCGACCAACUCCCCCACAACCGUCCACAUCUGCGCCGCCCGGUGGCGGCAGCCAACGCGGCCCCAGAAAGGCAGAUCAGGAGCACGCCCAUCUCGCGAAUCUGUUCGCCGCGAGGGAGGACGGUGUGGAUACGUUUGGAAAUUACGGUCAGCUCAGGUAUGGUGGUACCGAUGCGGGGAGAUUGGUUACGCAGAAGACUGGGGCGCCGACGGGUGGGUCGUCGUUCAAUCCGUUUGCUCAGCAGCAACAACAGCAGCAACACCAACAGCAGGGCAGCGAUCAACCGUUUUUCUCGAUUUGA
Stereum hirsutum FP-91666 SS1 is the source of this 1536-nucleotide messenger RNA. Its product is annotated as ENTH-domain-containing protein. The coding region runs from base 1 to 1536 and encodes 511 amino acids. The record is from RefSeq and is a predicted model, not a curated record. The transcript is spliced from 6 exons. Gene Ontology annotation, biological process: actin filament organization; endocytosis. NCBI's taxonomy places the organism in Eukaryota, Fungi, Basidiomycota, Agaricomycetes, Russulales, Stereaceae. Gene Ontology annotation, cellular component: endosome; plasma membrane; clathrin vesicle coat. Gene Ontology annotation, molecular function: clathrin binding; phospholipid binding.